AUGGGGUUGGGUGUGGACCAACUGGAGCCCAGCAUGGGAUUUGGUGUGGACCAAUCAGAGCCCAGCAUGAGGUUUGGUGUGGACCAAUCAGGGCCCAAACUUGGGGUGAAAACCAAGACACAGGGAUCUACACAUCUGGGCAAGUCCAACAACCAAGUUGGGCAGGGGAUCCAAGCCUUGGCAUCUACCCAGGCAUGUGGCCUGCACUCCUGCGCCUGCUCAGGAGCCUCUGGGGAGGGAGCAAGCCACCCUCUGCUGGUGUCACCUCGGGCACACACAGAGACCCGCUCCUUGAAGCAGCCCAUGGAGUGUGCCACGGCAGGCCCGGCCCUCCACGGGGCCAAGGAAAGAAAGAGCUCAGGCCUCUGUGAGGACCCAAAGAAGCUAGGCCUGUCCUUCUCUAUUGAGGCAAUCCUCAGAAGGCCCCUGAAGAGGAGGGAUACAGUCAGGCCACCAGGAGAAGACGGAGAGGAUCCUGGGCACAAAGCAGCCACCAGCUCCAGCCUGGUGAGUCCUCCACAGGACCAGCCCCAAGAAGAGAGGAAGAGCAAACGCAGGGUCCGGACCACCUUCACUUCGGAGCAGCUGCAGGAACUGGAGAAGCUCUUCCACUUCACCCACUACCCCGACAUCCACGUCCGCACCCAGCUGGCUGCCAGGAUCAAUCUGCCAGAAGCUCGUGUCCAGAUCUGGUUCCAGAAUCAACGAGCGAAGUGGCGGAAGCAGGAAAAAACCGGCAGCCUUGGUGCCCCGCAGCCACUGGGGGAAGGCAGUUUGGCCCUGCCCUCACCGCUGGACGUGGCUGACCCCGUGCUGGCGUCCUCCGCUCUGCCCAGGCUGGCUCCUCCCAUUGGGUGUUACCCACCAGCUCAAAGUAGGCUGACCUCCACCUGGUUCCCUUCGCGGAUCACCCUGGUCCCCCAGCACCCAUGGGAGCUGCAGCCCUUCCUGGGCCCUCGGGUCUCACAGACGUGCAUUCCUGACCUCUGUGUCCUGCCGCCUUCACACCCCAAGUGGAGCAGUGUCUGUGCCACUUUAACAUAG
Molecule: messenger RNA, 1044 nt
Organism: Dipodomys ordii (Ord's kangaroo rat)
Lineage: Eukaryota; Metazoa; Chordata; Mammalia; Rodentia; Heteromyidae
Gene: Isx
Product: intestine-specific homeobox
Exons: 6
Coding region: 1-1044 (347 amino acids)
Biological process (GO): regulation of transcription by RNA polymerase II
Molecular function (GO): DNA-binding transcription factor activity, RNA polymerase II-specific; RNA polymerase II transcription regulatory region sequence-specific DNA binding
Source: RefSeq, a predicted model, not a curated record